AUGGACGACAAUGAUCCGUGGUUAGCCCCAGACAAGCUUCACCAUGUUCUCUUCUGCUUCUCUUUCACCCUCCUCUUCUCCACAUUAGCCGCCCGAACCCGGUAUCCGUUUCUACGUCGUCACUCUAUUCGGGUCGGAUCCAUUCUCUCUCUCUUAGCCGGCGCAGCCAAGGAGUUCGCUGACGAGCUCGGGUUCUUCAGGUCCGCCGGAGCCUCCGCUAAAGACGCCGCCGCUGAUAUCCUCGGCGUCCUGAUCGGUUCCCUUGUGCUAUAUUUGAUUAAGUACACGACUCGACCCGAGAAUGAGACGGGUCGGAUCAAAGAGGAUUCGAUGGUCUGA
This is a messenger RNA of Prunus armeniaca (apricot), 339 nucleotides long. The record is from the annotation of a GenBank genome assembly. Lineage: Eukaryota; Viridiplantae; Streptophyta; Magnoliopsida; Rosales; Rosaceae.